Molecule: messenger RNA, 1297 nt
Organism: Blepharisma stoltei
Lineage: Eukaryota; Ciliophora; Heterotrichea; Heterotrichida; Blepharismidae
Source: the annotation of a GenBank genome assembly
AUGCCAUUAGCUGUCCACCUAGCAGGGCUUAUCCGUAUCAACUCAUAAUUAAAUAAGGCGACGCUCAAAUUCUCUGUUCUCCCGACAAAAAAUUCAUCUCUUGCAUAAUUUAAAUAUGAGCCUUAAUGAAUCAAUGCUUCCAGAAGGGUUCUAUCUACCCCGGACGGUGGAAACUUAAACCUUAGGGUUCCUGCUUGGCCCAAGUAGGUAGCUUUAGCUCAAAGAAGAGUUGUCGAAGGCCAAACUCCUUGAAACAAAGUAAGGUGGCCACGCUUUUGCGGGCCGAGGAAGAUAGCGUGAAUGACUCAGAACAGUUUUAGAGGUAGUCGUAGAAUUAGCAAUCUGGUAAUGGACUUUAAGCAAAUAAGCUUAUAUAAAUAUAGUAAUUGCCCCACACCGGGAAUUGAACCCACGUGUGGGGCCAUUUUUGGUAUGCGGAGAAUAUUGACUUCCACGAACCAAAAAUGGCCCCACACGUGGGUUCAAUUCCCGGUGUGGGCAAUUUCAAUAAUUAGAUUUGGAUUGGAUCCGCAUCAACUCCGAAAAAAUCUCCAACAUUAUCAUGCGAAUCCUAGGGCCUAUCCUCAUAGUUGCUUUAUUUCUCCUUGUCGGAACAGUGACAUAUUCAUAUUUCAAUGAUGUGCUACCACGGAUUGCACCCUUUUACGGAAUUUACCAAUCUCUCAUUCUAACCUCCCUAGGCUUAUGAUUUUUAUUCAAUAUCCUAUUCAAUUAUAUUAUGUGUGUAAUAAUUGGCCCUGGAAACCCUGAAGACCUUCCUGGCUUCCCUAAAUGUAAAUAUUGCAAAAAGGCAAAGCCACCCCGAGCACACCAUUGCUCAAUCUGUAAAAAGUGUGUAUUGAAGAUGGAUCACCAUUGCCCAUGGAUUCAUAACUGCAUGGGACAUAAAAAUCAUAGGUAUUUUUUGCUGUUUUUGACUUAUAUAACCCUUGGGUGCUUAUUUUAUGUAGGAGUUAGUUAUCCUUGUUUAGGGGCAAGGCCAAGAAUUGCGACUUUACAGUUGUCGUUUGUGCUUUCUGCUGUUUUUUCGGUGGUUAUAGCUGGAUUUGGAGGGUGGCAUUGGUUUCUUGCAUUAAGAGGAAGGACUACUAUUGAACUUUUUGGAAUUAUUGGAGCUCCAGAACUUAAAAGAAUUUAUGAUUUUUCGAGAGGAAGCUGGAGGAAGAACCUUGAGACAGUUUUUGGGACUCAAAGCUUGCUUAUAUGCCUAAUGCCAAGGAUGUCAAAGCUGCAAUUUGAUGGAGCUUAUUGGCCAGAUACGAUUCACAGUAUUUAG